AUGAAGAUCGCGGUGGAGGGGUGUAUGCACGGGGAGCUGGACAUAGUCUACGACACGCUGCGAAAGCUCGAGGAUGCCGAGGGCGUAAAGAUUGACCUCCUCCUCUGCUGCGGCGAUUUCCAGGCUGUUAGGAAUGAGAACGAUUUACAGUGUGUUAACGUCCCACAAAAGUACCGUACCAUGAACUCAUUUUGGAAGUACUACUCUGGAGAAGCAGUUGCUCCGUACCCAACCAUCUUUAUCGGUGGAAACCACGAAGCAUCCAAUUAUCUGUGGGAAUUGUACUAUGGAGGAUGGGCAGCACCUAACAUAUACUUUUUGGGGUUUGCUGGUGUUGUUAAGUUUGGAAACAUACGAAUUGGUGGAUUGUCAGGAAUAUAUAACAAAUACCGUUAUCAUUUAGGACACUACGAGAGGCCUCCAUACAAUGAAGAUACUAUACGGUCUGUGUACCAUGUAAGGCAUUAUGAUGUUCUCAAGCUCAUGCAUUUGGAGGAGCCGCUAGAUGUAUUCUUGUCACAUGAUUGGCCUCUGGGCAUCACUGAGUAUGGAAACUGGCAGAAGCUCAUUAGUGUGAAGAAGCACUUUGAAGAAGAGGUUAACAAUAGAACACUGGGCAGCAAACCUGCAGCUGAAUUACUGAACAAACUAAAACCACCAUACUGGUUUUCGGGGCACCUUCACUGUAAGUUCCCUGCGAUCAUCCAGCAUGGAAAGAAUGGACCUACGACGAAGUUUCUUGCGCUUGAUAAGUGCAUUCCUGGGCGCAAUUUUUUGCAGGUUAUAGACAUUCCAUCCAAUCCAGGACCAUAUGAAAUCCAGUAUGAUGAAGAAUGGCUUGCAAUAACACGAAAAUUCAACAGUAUUUUCCCCUUAGCACAGACACGAUUUACUAUGCGGGAUGAGCAGCUUGACACUGAAGAAGACCGGCAAUGGGUCAGGAACAAGUUGAAUACUAGAGGAGCUAAGCCUUUUGAUUUUGUCCAGACUGCACCAUCUUUCAAUCCUUCCAGUACAAUAUCUAAACACCCUAUAACUGUUUGCUGCAGGAACCCACAAACUGAGUCUUUUCUUCAGCUUCUGGAACUCCCAUAUCUGCUGGACUCGUCUAACUCUGAGGGUCAUUAUCUAAAAAAAUCUAACUCGGAGGGGUUUGGUAGAAACGAGUCAAGCUCUCAGCCAGGAAACACACUUGAUGAUGAAGAUAUAGAGCUACCAGAUGAAGAUGAACACGCUUUAGAAGAUGAUGAGUGA
Molecule: messenger RNA, 1254 nt
Organism: Miscanthus lutarioriparius
Lineage: Eukaryota; Viridiplantae; Streptophyta; Magnoliopsida; Poales; Poaceae
Source: the annotation of a GenBank genome assembly